CAACACCAUACAAUUACGGUACGGCGGUUGAUUGACUUGUCUCUGUUAGCUUGCCGCCUGCGCGAUUUUCGGGCAUUUCGCGCCUCAUUCGUAUAAUUUUAAGUUAAUUAUUUAUCGAACAUUCCAAAAUGGGUGCAUAUUUAUCAGAGCCUGUUACUGAAAAAGUGUCAAGCGAUGAAUCAAACGAUAGAUUAGAAUGCGGUGCUAGCUCCAUGCAAGGAUGGCGUGUCAAUCAAGAGGAUGCACAUAAUACAAUUUUGGAUUUUGAUGAACAAACAUCAUUAUUUGCUGUGUACGAUGGUCACGGCGGCGCCGAAGUAGCCACCUAUUGCUCGCAAAAUUUGCCAAAUUAUAUCAAAAAUACAGAAGCAUACAAGAGUGGCCUAUUAGUUAAAGCUUUGGAGGAUGCUUUUCUUGGAUUUGAUGAAACCAUUGCUACAAAAGAGGUUAUGGAUGUACUCAAAGAAUUAGCAGGUGAAAUAAAUCCUCCUGGACCGAGUGACAAUGAGCAAUCUGAUGAUGAAAAUGUCAGUAAUCUAUAUCAAGAGGCACAUCUUCCACUACAGGAGGUGCUAGCAAAAUAUGAGAACAAGCUUAGUACUCUGCACCGCGCCCGACUUGGUGACACGGCGACUCCAUUGUCUCCUUGCCUGAGGGCUAAGAAGAACAAUGAUGAAGCAGGUGGCUCAGGUGCAUCAAGUUCAGGGACUGUUGCCGCAGGUUCCAGUUUGGAGGUUCCCAGCGGUGCUUCCUCCAGUAAGAAUGGAGAAGAAGUCAAGGUGGGCAACCCAGAGGAAGACACAGGAGGAGUAUCUUCUACGAAUUCCAACGAAGAGGACAAGGAUCUGAAUGGAGAGGUUUCAACAAGUGAGCCUGAUCAGAAAACCAAGGACCCCAAAGAGGUCACCAAACCAUCACUGACAGCCCCCGAUAGCUCGGGAGACAAUUGCCAUCAACCUGAGCAAAGUAUGGAUGUUAGUAAGGUGCCAGUAGCCGGCAAUGGUGACGGAUGCAAUGGAGAAGUGUCGGACUCGAAACAGGCAGAUGGCGAAGAUAAUAACAUUUCUUCUUCCAACGGGUCGGCUACACCUGUGAAGAGUGGCAAAGGAAAAGACAAAGUGUCUCCCGUGUCAAGUACAGACAAGCCGACGCCUGAGCGUCCAAAGAAGUCCAAACUCCGUCGUGCGGCCGCCGCUGUAUACGAGUCUCUGUUGAGGCAGGCCUCCAUGGAAGAUGACGAGGAGAGUGACUCCAAUGAUGAAACCUUCGAAGGAGGCGAGAUCAACUCCUCGGACGAAGAGAAUGUUAAUGGCGUUGAAGACUCUUCAAAUGAUGGUGAGGAAGAAGAAGAGGAGGAGGAUGAGGAGGAAGGGGAGAACGACUCGAGUGACGAAGACGGAGAGGAGGAUAUCAGCAUGGCGGAGGAGCCCGGAAAUGAUAGCGGAUGCACGGCUGUUGUCGCACUGCUGAAGGGAAAUGAACUGUACGUGGCUAAUGCCGGCGAUUCCCGAUGCAUCGUCUGCAGAGAGGGCAAAGCCAUAGACAUGUCUAUAGACCACAAGCCUGAGGACGCGCCUGAGCUCGAACGAAUCACUAAAGCCGGCGGGAAAGUGUCCAACGACGGACGCAUUAAUGGUGGCCUGAACCUUUCGCGGGCAAUCGGAGACCACUCCUACAAACAAAACAAAGACUUGGGCCCCAAGGAACAGAUGAUCACAGCACUGCCAGAUGUCAAAACACUAACAAUAGACCCUGAAAAAGAUCAGUUCAUGGUACUGGCUUGUGAUGGAAUAUGGAACUUUAUGUCUAGUCAAGAUGUCUGCGAUUUUGUACUGCCCAGACUGGUUGAAGGCAGAGAAAGGCUAUCUCAGAUAUGCGAAGAGAUGUUCGACCGCUGUUUGGCUCCAAGUACAAUGGGCGACGGAACUGGCUGCGACAAUAUGACAGCCAUCAUAGUGCGGUUCAAAGGUGGCGUUAUAAGCGAAGUGGGCCAGCAUUCCACUGCAGAGGGAUCAAAGAAGCGAGUGGCUGAAGAGGAACCAAGCGUGGAUGAUCAGCAAGACACCAAGAGGCAAAAGGUCGAUGACCCCUUAUCUAGUUCAGUAGUGACGUCGAGUGUGUAAGGCCUGAAGUAGGUUAAGGACAAGCAGUGUUCAAGCCACUCAUAGUAUUGUGAAAUGUUUGGUGAAGACUAAUCUAUUAUGGCUAAGCGGGAAUAUCAGUUUGAUAUUUUGAGUGAGGGUUUACCAUCAUUUCUAUUGAAUUGAAGUUUCCAUUUACAUUUUUCUUGAGAGCCUCAUUUUUCUUGCAGUGAGACUAUUUUUUCAUGUGUGCAAGGUUUGUAGGUAUUGUAACUGCGCUGGCGUCGUUGACAAAUAUAUUCCCUUUGAAUGAGCCUUAAAAUUAAAAUUAAAUAUAGUGCUGGACUUUAGGAAAAACAAAACAGUUCAAAACAAUUAAAAUAUUUGUGGUGCAUCUUAAAUAGCAAGACAUUAUAUUUCUUAUAAUUGGAUAUAUAUGAUAAUCUAGGGCGCUAAAUAAUUACAUAUACUUGCAUAUUAUUUAAACUUAUCUCAUUACCGGAUUUAACUUAUAAAAUUAUUUUGGAAAUGUAGGCUGUUAUGUAGGCUUGUCAUAGGGGUUGCCUUAUCAAGGUAAAUUUCUUAUAAGAUAUUUUGAAUAGAUUUUGCAUCUGCUCUAACAUGCAGCUGAAAGGGACGAUGUUGUGGAUAAAAUUGAGAACUGAAGUCUUAGUAUGUAAGCUGUAAAUGUAAGAAACAAAAUCAUUUAUCAAUGGUUCGCUUUAGAACAUAAGAUGAUCACAUAUUUUUUGUAGAGGAACCCCAGUUUAAUUUAAUUUAUUCUUAACAUCUAUGCAGUGUCUGUAUCUCAUAUGCUUUCCUUAUUAAAUUCAAUUAUCUAAAAAUAAUGAAAAAAUAUUGUGCCAUUACGUGAAUGUUAAAUUCUUUACAUAGCGACGAACAAGGGUAGAAAAACCCUUAUGUUUGAAUUUAGAACAUUGUUAUUGUUUUGUAUACAAACUAGCUUAACAGUUUUUCUACUCUUUUACGUCACAAAAAGACCUUUUUUCCGUGUUAUUUGGCAAGUAUUAUUUCGUAAAAUGUAUGUGCAUGUUUGCGGAUUCGCCAGUAAAAAGCGUUGUCUUUUGUUAUUAUUGAAUUGAAUCUAUUAUUUUAAUUUUGGUUGACGAGAAGGAUGUUGUUUCAUCUUUCAUUUAUGUAUCGAAAAAAGUAAAUUGAAUGUACUUAUUUUGUUCAAUUAAAUUAAAAAACAUGUGACAUUGGUUAGAAUUAAAUAUUUUUUCAAUGAAUGUGACAUUGACUUGUUCCUUACAUAAGAAUAAAAACAUUGUAAUCAAGGGAAUGAAUGUAUAUUUCAAUAAUUUAUCCGUGUUACUCUGUAGUAAUAAGUAGUUAUAUUUUUAUAAACACCGGUAAUUUUACUUUUACUUGCUUAAUAAUUUUAUUUCCAAUUCCGUUUAGAUAACAUACAAUUACUCAGGGAAACCUAUUAAUUUACAAACAGAUAAGUAACUUUCUCUUUUCAAUGUGUGUUUCGAUGAAAAAUACAUUUUUACAGACUGUA
Amyelois transitella is the source of this 3606-nucleotide messenger RNA. RefSeq lists its product as uncharacterized. Lineage: Eukaryota; Metazoa; Arthropoda; Insecta; Lepidoptera; Pyralidae. The coding region runs from base 129 to 2123 and encodes 664 amino acids. The transcript is spliced from 10 exons. The record is from RefSeq and is a predicted model, not a curated record. Gene Ontology annotation, biological process: protein dephosphorylation. Gene Ontology annotation, molecular function: cation binding; protein serine/threonine phosphatase activity.